GGGAAUAAGAAAUAGAAAAUAUAAACAAACAUCGCGUGCCCACCAUCAAGCAGUUAGCUGUUUACACAACUGCUUCAAGAUGACAUCAUACCAUUCUAAGAGAAAACGUUUGCCAGAAGAAGAUUCUUCACGUUCGAAAAGAUCUUUCAAAGAUCUCAUAAGGUCUCGUAACCAUGGUGACAGGUGCCUGUCAGGGGAUAGCCGAGAAGUUCUUCAUCAAGCUGUAUUCCAGCUGGUCAGUCUCAACCAAGAUACCCUGGCUGUUAUCAGCGAGGCACUAGGUAGGCCCCACGGCACCGUCAGUGCAGAAGCCAGGCAGGGAGGAGAGGACAACGUGGUGCUUCCUGCAGUGUUGAAGAGUCUGGGGCAGCUGGAUAGACCCGCUGACCAAUCUGUACCUCUCCUGAUGAGUGAGAAGUGUGUCCAGCGCCUCCUCCGCUGUACCGGUCAAGGGGGAGACUCCAAGGGGGAUCCGUCCAGGACUGUACAAGACAAGAAUGACAACCUGCCCACCUGUGUACAGACGAUCCACCAGCUUCUGAGAGAUGACCGACUCCAGCACCGCCACUUGACCAGUCUCCUCAUCAAGGAGGAUGUCCUUCCACCAGAAUUACUGUGGUGCCUUCAUUGUGAAGACAUCAUGGGACUUGCUACUUAUGUCUCCAGUAAAAUGACUGAACCCCAGUUUGUUAAGAAGUUCAGUUCAAACCUGUAUGAACUGUGUGAACACAAAAACUCAGAGAACACCAAAAGUGACCCAAAACGAAGACAAGCAGCAAUUUCUGGUAUAUUGAGCUUCCUGAUCAACUCAGGGUUUCCAGAAAAGAAGGACAAGGAAGUCGUGUUCAGGAAAGUUUCCGCAGCUGUACUGGAUGAUGUCAUCAGAGGCCUGGUAGAUAGGGAUGGAGAGGAGCAGCAGCUAGUGGCCUUUGUUGGGCUGACCUACAUCGAAGACUCACUGAACCAAGUCAGCUUCAAGAAGUUCUGUACCCACUCCCUCUCUCUCCUCAUGAGCCACAGACCCAGUUUGAAAGUUUCUCAAGCAUUUAAACAACAGACACAGUGGAAAUCUGCAAAAGUGUCAGAAAAGAUUUCAGAUCUUUACAAACAGCUGUUCCUGCCAUUUGAGUCGAGGGAGAUCAUGGAGGUCUUGCAGCGGAUCUUGGAGAGACAGGAAGUGAACUGGCAGACCGUGCUGUCCUUCAUCGCAACCUUCCUCGUGUGCUUCCCUGACGCACCCAAACUCUUGCAGGGUCAUAUCCACAGCCUGCUCUCGGACGGGUUGGAGAAUGCAGACAUGGAGAGCACGAUCAUCGCCUUCCUGCUGGCCAGACAGAGCUGUCUGGAGGGCCUCCAUGUCUUCCCACACUACCAGGACUGGUUCCAGCAAACAUUUGGUGAUGCAAACAGAAGCCCAGCUUCCUCCAAGAAAUCCUUCAGUUUCUUUAUGAAGUUCCUGACAAAUAUUGUCCCCUAUGAGUCUGCUCCACACCUCAAGGUGCAUAUUCUCAGGCCACCACACGUGCCCCCAAAAUGUCGGCCAUUCCUAGCUGAGUACAUCACGCUUGCCAAAACGAGGCUGACAGACCUGAAGGAAUCAUGUGAGAUCAGUGGAGGAAUAUAUGACAACAGUAUCGGCAUCACCACCACCACCAGCAGCAGCAAGGAGGUAGAUCCUGUGGAGGCUGACAUAGAGAGAUCCCUCACCGCCUUCCAGGCCACUGGCAAAGUACCAACCACUGUCAUGGAAGCUAGCAUCUUCAGGAAGCCCUACUUUGUUGGAAGGUAUCUGCGAUCACUGCUGAAACCCAGACAUCUGCCGGACAGACCAGACAUCCGGAUGAAGAUGAUCGCAUCACUGAGGAAGGCUGACAAGAUACCAGCCUCCAUGUACACCAAGUACCAGGAAGCCUGCCGCACAGAGUCAAGGCAACUGCUGGAAGGUGUGUUUGAUGCCGACAGUCAGGACGAUGUCAUGCAAGAUGCCAUGUUGGCGCCAUUGGAGCAGCUCCGCUUCCGGCUGCAGCAACUCCACAAUGCAGUGGUCAGCACGGAGGUACAAAACAAACCGACUGGACAGAGAGUGUCUGAGGUGAUAUCUGUGAUCAGUGACAAGCUUGAGGCCUUGUUGAAGACAGGGGGGAAUAUGAGGACAAACGAGGCCCCAGCUGGUGUGACCAUCAACCCCGACAAGCCGGACAUUGCCCCUCUCCACCUUCAGAUUGUGGAUUGUUUACUGAACGCUAUUUGUGGUACUGUGACGGCUGACCUGGGUUCUCGAUGCCCAGUGAUGACAUGGCUGCCGGAGCUGGUCAAGAUGGCCUCCCAGCACAGCACCUUACAUGCACCGGUCAUACAGCGGGUGGCCUUGCUGCUGCUGAAAGGGGGUUCAACCCUCAACCAUCAACACAUGACAGGGUUGUCUGCCCUUGUGUGUCACCUCUCCAGUCUGCAGCAUCUGUUUGGUCCAGUCACCGCCCACAACUGUCACCAGCAGGGAGAUAACUCUGGCAGGCUUGUCGAUGUCCUCGUCCAUCAUUUCCCUAUGAGAACAGGGGACCAACUUCUCUCAACACUGCAGUUCUGCACCAACUAUCUGGAGUACUCAUUUCUCGGGUUUAAAAAAUCUGACACCAAGUCAUCCGAAGAAGAGUCUACAGCUGUGAUUCCAAAUGAACUUGUUAAAAUGUUCUGCCUCCUGUGUUGGCGCCUCCUGCCAUCCACACGGACCAUGGUGACCUCAGAUUCCCAGCAUGCAUCUGCCUACACAGUGUUCAGCUCGGACAAGUACCAACAGCUGCUGGGCCAUUCACAGGUGUCAUUGGAGGACUGGGUCAGAAGGGAACUGGAUGUGAAUCCAGACCAGGAUUGUCUCCCCUACUCUCUGAGACAGGACUACUUCAGCUGGGCGGUGUACGGACAUUUUCUGGCUUCAACGGACGGACACACAGAUGUGGCAACUGUCUGCUCAGUUCUGCUUGACGCUCUCGUCAACAAGCACAAACAGGCUGUGUGCAUGUUGGACAAGCCACAGUGUGGGAGAUGUACAGGGGGAGACAACUCCAGCAGGGAUAGCUCACCAGAGAUCCUCUCACUUCUCCAGAUGCUGGUACAACACCUCCCUCCAUGCUCACAGCCCUGGCUGGUCAGCCAUCUUGAUUCAGUCACAGGAAGUGGAGAGGAUGCUGGGAAGGUUUCAUGUCAAACAGCAGUCAUUUCUUUUACCAGGUUGGUGGGUCAGCUGCCAGCCUACCUGUGGGUGGUGAACACUCUCACAGACACACCCACCUCCCAACAUGUCGCAGCAUUCGUCAACACCCUGGAGCAAAGCCUGGCCCUGUAUGUUAGUGAGAGCAGUUACCUCCCCUGCCCGCUUACACUUCACAUCACACAAUGUGUCCUCACCCUGAAGUCCUGUGGUGCUGAAGACGGACUUCUCCACAACCUCAUUCUACAUCCUCUACUUGCCAUCUCAAUACUGGUCCACUGGACAACCAUCAAGUCUGUGCUUCAUGCGAGCGGAGUGAAGGGAGACAACUUCCUCUUUGCUACCUACUUCAACACCAUGGCCUGGGCAGAAAAAUGUAUUGAGGCGCAGACCUUCUGCCCCUGUGUCCCUCCACCCUGGCUGUGUGGGGCUGCUCUCUUCUCACUGGGGCUGCGUCAUCAUGGUAACAUGCACGCUGUGACUGGUCUGCUGUCCCAGUCCUGUGUGGACCAAGAGGUGCUGGCUGCCUACUGUGAAUUGAGUCUGCUGUCCCUGGCUGCCGCAUAUACACACACUGAGCUGGAGAAACAGUACCUCACUGAUGUCCGGAUGUCACUGACAAGCAUCAUCGCCACACACCAUCAUGUCCUGGUUGCUCUUGCUGACAAGGAUCUGCUGGAAACAAGAGUUGCCUCCCAUAGUGCAAGGACAUUCAGGAAGACUGCAUUAGUACAAUGUGUGGCUGAGAUGAAGCUUAGUGAUGCGUGUCACACGUUUGGGGCGUCUCCCUCAACUCUGACCAGUGUGAUGCACACCUACAGCCAGGUGUGUCGGCAAUUUGAGGACACUGUCAGGAAUCAGAGCAUUUCUCUGCUCCAGUUGUCAAAGUGUGCACAGUUUCUGAAGAAUGUGCUCAACAGCGUCAGUCUGGAGAGUCUACAGUCAGUUGAUCAGAAUGAAUUGUCAUCUGCUGGCCCCGACUUCCAGCAUCUUGUCUUGUCUCGACUGGCGGCAGGGAGGUAAUGAAUAGAAAACACCAGGCAAGGAGUUGUCCAUUGGCAUCCAGAGAACUAGGUCUGACUUUCACGGUCUUGUCUUGUCCCAAUGGAGGGCAGGAAGUGUCCAUCGGUAUCUGGAGAACUAGGUCUGACUUCCACCAUCUUGUCUUGUCCUGACCGACGACGACAGGUAGUGAUAGAUCACACCAUGCAAGGUGUCCAUCCAUAACUCGAGAACUAGGUCUGACUUCCACCAUCUUGUCUUGUCCUGACCGAUGACAGGCAGGUAGUGAUAGAUCACACCAUGCAAGGUGUCCAUCGGUAUCUGGAGAACUAGGUCUGACUUCCACCAUCUUGUCUUGUCCUGACCGAUGACUGGCAGGUAGUGAUAGAUCACACCAUGCAGGGAAGUGUCCAUCGGUAUCUGGAGAUCUAGGUCUGACUUCCACAAUCUUGUCUUGUCCUGACUGAUGACAGGCAUGUAGUGAAUAGAUCACACCAUGCAGGGAAGUGUCCAUCGGUAUCUGGAGAUCUAGGUCUGACUUCCACCAUCUUGUCUUGUCCUGACUGAUGACAGGCAGGUAGUGAAUAGAUCAUCCAUGCAAAGUGUCCAUCGGUAUACAACAGCCGAUCUGUACAGGUCAUGAGUUUGUUCAUCUUGUGUGAACGGUAAGUCAAGAACCUGGAAGGAGAGAUGAAUCUGCUGAUGAAGAGAAGUGUCCGUUUAUUUUAAUCAAAAUAUUCAUUAAACACAAUUAUACUCUUCUGCAAACACAAGAUUAAUCCUGUUCAAUCUUGCAAAUACUGGUUGUUAAAAUAAGAAAGAGGACUUCCUGAUUUCAACAUGUUGACUUAUGAUCUGGUUGGUAAUGCUGUGUGUACGUGAAUGUAAUACCUGAAUCCCUGCUUAAUCAGGACUCAACACUAAAGUUCCCAGUUAACAAACAAUGGGAAUGGAGUAAUGCAUUGGUAUCAACAUAGAAGCUCCAAUGGUAAUCUUCUAAUAGCAUGGUUUCAAAGAAAAGAUUUGAUAAAUCCUGUCUCAAUGUUAUAUCUCCAUUUUAUCUCCAAAGUUGAAGACCGAAUCUGUCACUCACUACAUCAACAGACCUCCCUUACUGAACUGUUAUUUAGGGCUAAAAAAGUGAAACUCUUGACAGAUGUUAAAGGUGAGGCCACCCACUUACACCCAGUCACUGCCCCAGGUGUAGUAUCAUUAUCAUCAGGAAUACCUCAUGCUAUCUCAUCCUGCCAGGGUUGUUAUUGAAUUGGAUGUCAUGAGUGUAUAUUCUGUGUAAACAGCUGGCUGCUUCUGGAGCAGAGUGUAUUGCUGUCACUUCAAAUAUACUGAUGGAAAUAAGAAAGGGAACGGAACAAAGAUUGACUUUACUGCAGUGUGCAGUCAAAUGCUCCUCAUCAAAUCACUAUGGUUGAGAUAUUGUUGAUGAGAUCCUAAACUUUACCUCAUUGAAGUCAUCCUUAAUUUGUUUUUCCUGUAUAUUUCUCUGUCAGUGUGGGGAUUCAGAUUAGAAUAGAUUGGCAGCAACCUAUGCUAGUAGGUCCCCAGGAAUCUAUGCUGGUCAUAAGAAGCGAUUAAUAAAUGAGGUGGUCUGACUCGGUGACUUGGUUGAUAGUGUUUCCUUGUACUCCAACGAUGUUGAUCGUUGCUCACAGUAUUGAUCUCUGAAUUGUCUGGUCAAGACUCAAUUAUCUACAGUUUGCCAUCAUAUAGCUGGAAUAUUGCUGAGUUCAGUGUUAAACAAAACCCAAACAAAUUUG
Molecule: messenger RNA, 5985 nt
Organism: Haliotis rufescens (red abalone)
Lineage: Eukaryota; Metazoa; Mollusca; Gastropoda; Lepetellida; Haliotidae
Product: Fanconi anemia group A protein homolog
Exons: 39
Coding region: 80-4231 (1383 amino acids)
Biological process (GO): interstrand cross-link repair
Cellular component (GO): Fanconi anaemia nuclear complex
Source: RefSeq, a predicted model, not a curated record